Molecule: messenger RNA, 10791 nt
Organism: Drosophila innubila
Lineage: Eukaryota; Metazoa; Arthropoda; Insecta; Diptera; Drosophilidae
Gene: nonC
Product: serine/threonine-protein kinase Smg1
Exons: 9
Coding region: 236-9799 (3187 amino acids)
Biological process (GO): TOR signaling; phosphorylation; negative regulation of macroautophagy
Cellular component (GO): TORC2 complex; TORC1 complex; nucleus
Molecular function (GO): protein binding; protein serine/threonine kinase activity
Source: RefSeq, a predicted model, not a curated record
UAUCGAUAGAUAGACAUUGGGCUAGUUCGAACCAUCGAUAUAUUAGCACAUGAGAAACAUCGGCAUUUUAAAUGUGUGGACACACUGCAUGCAAAUAAUUGACAUCCCUAUGCACUGAACGUGAAAGCCAACAAAAACAACAAACACAAUUCGGUGGCGCAAACUUAAUAUAUAUAUAUAUAUAUACACAUAUAUAUAUAUAUGAUCAGAAGUCGUGGUGUACACUGUACACUCAAUGAAAAGCGCCGCCAUAACACUGGACAACUAUAAUGAUGCCAACGAGGAUGCAUUGCUGAACGAGGUGUCCGCUAUCCGCAGUGGCAACAUCAACCACAACAACAACGGCAACGGCAACUAUGGAAUCCCAAAUAACAUUAACAAUCAUAGGGAAACAACGUUGUGGUCAAAAGCACACGAUAUGCAGGCGUCGUCAGUUAAUGCCAAUGCAAAUCCCGUGCUGCGUAAUAUAAACAAUGAUAUGACAAAGGGGAUUUCACGUAAAUCGCAUCAAUGCAAGAUGCAAUUCACGGCAAGUGAUCGUGAUGCCAAGCUGGCGUCGGAUGACCUGCGCAUGUCCAAAAUCAUGCGACGUCUGCACAAUGAAACAAGUCCCACGGCAGCCCUCGAACUUUGCGCCAAACUGGAAAUGGCGGUGAGAACUCCGAUUAAUAUGGGAUACUUGACACGAUCAUUUGAUGUUAUACUGGAUAGCAUGUUGUCGGUGCUGAAACAAUGCCCGACUCCGGUUCUCGAUGAAUGCAGUAAAACGCUUGGACUGAUUGCCUACAUCAAUCGCAUGUCUUAUCCCAUCUAUGAGGAGUUCAUUAUCAAGAACUAUCGCCAGAAUAAACGUCUGCAAAAGUAUUUAAUUAUUGCCUUGUGUUCGACAAUAAGUUGCGACACUAAAUGCGAUUUGCAUAUUUAUGCCGAGAAGAUAAUGCUCAUGCUGAAGGACUUCCUGGAGGGAGCCGAGAGCGCCGAUAAUUUUAUGGCUAUUAGCACGUGUAUUGUUCAAUUCUCGUUGAAUUAUCGCGAUGCCUUUGAGCGUCAUUUCACGGAUGUGGUGGACAUCAUUAUUGGCUGGCAGCUGGAGAUCGGACAGCCCAAACAUUUGAAGUCACACUGUGCCUGCGUGCUGGAGCAACUGACGCCGUACUUUAGCAAGCAGUUGGACUUUAGCUACGGCCUCUUGACCCAGUUCAUUGAGGACAUCACAUCGUUGGAUGGCAUGGAACGUACCGGGGAAAGGAUUGGCGCAUUUGUUGGCUCCUUCAAUUCGCUGCUCAAGUGCAUGACACGCAUGCACAUUACAUGCGAGUCCAUUGUAUUCCUUGCCCUCUCGCAUCUCAUUCAAAUGCUGCCCGAGGUUCUAUGUCAAGAGGAUACCAAUAGCGAUGCCCUAAUCAACAUUAAUGAGCUCUUUUGCAUUUGUCUGCUCAACGGUUACAGUUCACCCGAUGCCACAGCUGUCGCCCAAGUGCUGCACCUGGAGUUUGAGCAUGUGCAUCAACUGCAGGAGCCACAACAACUCAGCUGCUUGUAUUUGUUUUUGUGUGCCGUGCGAAAGUUGCGUGCACGUCUACCCAGCGACCUCGUCCAGCUGAUCUUCCAGGCGGACAACGAACCGCAGUUAUUUCUAGCCAGGAUCAGGCUACAAAGCAAGGGAACAGCACAUAAGCUGCUGCUGCGUACCUGCCAGGAGACGUUGCUGAUUAAGAAUGUGCCGCUGCUGCAGCAAGCGUACAAACAACUCGUCCAGGACAUUGAUGACUGUGUGCAGCAUCUGACUGUGGAGUCAGGAUCACAGGAGAACCUAAGCCAGGCCAGCCUGUUGCUCAUCUUUCAUUUAUCCGCCUUGGCGGCGUUGGCCAAGCAAACAUCCUCCAUCAUUGGCAUGUAUGCCUGCAAGCCAUCGAUUCUGGAGCUGCUCAUCAGCAAUUGUCGCGCCCAGGACUUGAGCAUGUGGUCGAAGCAUGCGGCAACGCAUAAUGCAAUACUCAGCCUGCUUGUGGUGCACUGCCAGGCCAAUCACAACUUUCGCAACAACUCGAGUCUGCUGCGGGAAGUGGACAACAAUGAUGGACACACCAACAGUUGCACAUCGCCGACAGCGCAUAGCUUUGGACACAUACUCAAGUUCCUGGCACAUUGUUUGGGCCAGGCAGCAUUGCUGGCUCCAUUGAAUCUGAAGCUGCUGCUCAACUGGACAAAGUCUGUGCUGGCUGAAUGCGGAACACGUUCCAGUUUGUUGCUGCAACAUGAGGAUUUCCUGCACAUCUGCGAGAGCGUUGCGGGCAUGGCGGCCAAAUGUGCUCCAUUGGAGAGUGCCGGCUGCAUGCAGACGGUGCUGGGCUAUGGAUCAUCUGUGCUGAGCCAGCAACUGUUGCAGCUGUAUCGGGAGACGGCAUUGCAGCAGCUGCAAUCGUUGAGCAACUGCGCCCACUCCGCCUACGCCCAGAUCUUUGCCCAGUUGCCGCUAAACCUGAGCAUUGGCAGGCGUCCCCAUGGCAUUAGCCAUGUCUGCGUCUGGCAACAGCGAUUGAGUCAAUGCAGUGCGGUGCGUGACAAUGUCUUCAAAGAUUUCGUGGAGAUACUCCAGGCACCGGAGCAGCAGCAAUUUGCCGAUUGCCUGCGAGCGUUGUUCAUGCGCAGCUGCCAGGUGACCGCACUGGAUGAACGCCAGGAGAAGUUGUCGCAUUGCACGAGACGCUGUCAGCGUCUAACUGCCGCCUGGUUGCAGUACGAGGCGGCACGUUACUGUGUGGAUCAGAAGCUGCGCACGACACUCGGCAAACCGCAGGAUACGUUUCUCGCCUUCGAGGCAAUUGUCAUGCGCUAUGCGCGCCUCUUGAGCGGCUGUGCCAAGGAGUCGGAGCGUCAAUCCCAGAAUGAAUUAUCCCUACAGCAAUUGUCCAAUACGCGUGCGAAUCUAAAUAUGCUGCUCGGUUUUCUCGAUGCCCUCGAAAAGCUCAUCUACAAUGCCGCCGAGGGCAGCGCGUUUGCCUUGCGUGCUCCCGAGAAGCCUGUGAGCGCCUUCUUUCGCCUCAAUAAUCCCACGUGUCAGUCGUGGUUCAAUCGCAUUCGCAUCGGAGUCGUCAUCAUUGCCAUGCACAGCCAGCAGCCGGAGUUGGUCAUACGCUAUGCCCAGCAAAUCCUGUUGACACAAAAGACGCAAGAUUGCACGUACAGUCAGGCGAUUGUUUACUUGGCCUGGGCAUUCAUCAGUUGUGGUGAGUCGGAUUCCCUGCGUGGUCUGUACAUUUGGUCACGUUCGAAGAGCGACAAAUCGUAUCAGUGGCUGCAACAUGCUGCAGAGCAGGCAGCUGGACGCAAGGAGCAGGCAUUGGCCGGCUACAGAAGCGUGCUGGCUGGAGAGGAGCAACAAUCGGAGCUGGAGCCGCACACUCGACAAUUUGUGCUUGCCCAGCUGACGGAAUGCUUGCAGAGCACAGGACAAUGGACACAGCUGCUGGAGCUGAAAAGCACAGAGGAAACGACGGCACUUAAUCCCUUUCUGCAGAAGAGCAAUGGACAGAUGAGUGGCUUGGAGCAGCUGCUGGCCAAGAGCACGACAUCAGCAUCGGAUGAGCUGAGUGAGGCAUUGCACAAGUUGAGUCUGUGGCCAACUGAAGGUAACGAGCAUGCUAGUUUUGCGGCCAGCUAUGUGCUCGGGAAACUGGAGAACAUUGUGCUGCAGCAGGCGAUGCAGGAGAGCGGAAACUUGGAGUUGUCAUCGUCGGUGCAGCAAUUGCUGGACAUGAAUUGGCGUGAGGCAUUGCUGAACUCCAGCUGCGAUCAGAAGCAUUGGCAGCAUUUGAUGCUGUUGAAGCAUGUGGCACACAAGCUGAGCAGCUGCCCCAUGGAGCAGCUCUGUCUGCUGCCCAUGUGCAGCGAGAGCAGUAAGGAGAACAACAGGAGCAGCAUCAACAGCACCUUGCUGCUACGUUGUGUGGCAUGGACACAGUUGUUGCAGCGCCAAUGCACCAGCUCUGGCGAGAGUCGCGAUUCCGAUCUCGGCCAGCUGUAUCUGGACACGGCAAUGGUGGCACGCGAGGAGGGCAAUCAACAGACCUGCCAGUCCAUGCUGGAGCUCUACUUUGGCCAAUCCCUGCCAGACAUGGCAUGUCAGCUGCUCAAUCAGCAGCUGGACACGGAGAAUGUGCAACUGUUGAGGGGCUACAGCGAGCUGGCCAAGUGCCUCCAUCUGCAGCAGCAGCAGCAGCAACAACAACAGCAGCUGCAGUGCAGCGAACUGAGCUCCGUCAAUGUGUGUGCUGCCCUGUGUCUAUCCAUACAGCGGCAACAAGAGGCGUCCAGCAUUGGAGCCGAGUUGCUCUUGACUCUCUCCGACUGGAUAACGGCGAGAAGUUGCUGCGGCCUGGCCACAAAUCUGUCGCCAACGUUGCAACAGCUGUUGGAACAGCUGCCGGAGUGCUCCUUGACACGGUGCCCGGCACAACCGAUGGCCCUGCCACAUGGUGAACGUCUCGUGGCACGCCUGAUCAAUGCCAGCUUGCAACAGCGUCCGGAUAACGCGGAUGCCUUGAUUGCCUAUGGCAAUUGGUGCUAUCGCUGGGGCAAGAAGAUUGUCGACAGCGGUUGUGUGCUAACCCAAACGGAUGUGGCUGCCAUUGGUCAGGCAUUGGGUGGCAAGUCGUCGCUGGAUGGCGAGACGUUGCAGGAACUGCUGCAAGCGCUGCGCAUGGAGCAGCAGUCGGGCAACCUUUGUGAGGAGGAGGCGGAGGUGGAGGAGACGGUGGCGGUGGCAGUGCCGGACGAGUUGCCCAUUGCGGAUGCACAAUGUGAGCUACGGCUGCGUAGAUUAAGCUUUCUGGCUGACAAACCCGCCAGUGUGCUGGAGGGGAUCAUGCGGAUCUGGCGACGUGCCAUUGCCAAUACCUUUGAUUACUACAAGGAGGCGGCACGUGCCUACUUUCAUUAUCUGAGCCUAAAGGCCGGCAGCGAGCAGAGCACACAGCAAGAGCGUUUCCAUGUGGAUGACAGCAACAUGGUGACGACCACACUGCGUCUACUCCGCUUGAUUGUGAAGCAUGCCAGCGGCUUGCAGGAGGUGUUGGAGCAGGGCCUAAAGACGACGCCCAUUGGACCAUGGAAGGUCAUCAUACCGCAGCUCUUCAGUCGCCUCAAUCACCACGAGCCGUAUGUGCGGAAGAGUGUCUGUGCCCUGCUCUGUCGCCUGGCCGAGAGUUGUCCACAGCUGGUCACGUUUCCCGCUGUCGUGGGGGCUAAUCGUGAACUCCAGGUGGCUCCACUGACGCCAACGACCGCACCCACCGAGAUCACAUCCACAAUGUUGAACAACAGCAGCUGCUAUGCCUGUCUCCUGGGUGCACUGUCCAAGCAAUCGCCGGAGGUGGUGCAGCAUGUCCAGCUGCUGGUGAGGGAGCUGCGUCGUGUGUGCCUGCUGUGGGAUGAGUAUUGGAUCCACUCCCUGGCGCACAUCUACAACAGCUAUGUGGGUCGUGUGAAUGCGCUGGCCAGCGAAUUCAAGCCGGAUGAUCAUGAGGGGAAGCAGAAUCGUUUCAAUAGCUGGCGUCCACAGUUGCUCAGCGAUUUGGAGGCCUUGAUGGCCUUCACUGCCCGUGAGCCGGAGACGAGCUAUGAGCGUAGCUUUAAGCGACGCUUUGAUGCGCCCAUCAAGUCCACCGUGGAGGCACUGCGUCAACGACCCUAUCCGGAGGCCUGGGAUAAACUGAAGCAGCUCUAUCAUGUGCUACAGCUGAAUAUGCUGCGUGGCACGAGCACCACUCUCAAGAUGCAGAGCAUCAGUCCAGUGCUUUGCGAAAUCGGACGCAUGCGCAUCUCGAUGCCUGGCCUGGAUGCCCAUGAUGAACAGCAGCCGGUGUACAUUGAGAGUGUGGAGAGUACGGUGUGCAUUCUGCCAACGAAAACGAAGCCCAAGAAGGUCGCCUUCUAUGGCAACAACGGUCAGAAGUAUACGUUCCUCUUCAAGGGAUUGGAGGAUCUGCAUCUCGAUGAGCGCAUCAUGCAGUUUCUGUCCAUCUCGAAUGCCAUAAUGGCGUGUAAGAGUGACACGCCUCAAAGCUGCUAUCGUGCCCAUCAUUACUCGGUCAUACCGCUGGGUCCUCAGUCGGGUCUAAUCAGCUGGGUGGACGGGGUCACGCCCCUUUUCGCCCUCUACAAGAAGUGGCAACAACGUCAGCCGCAGCCGGCCACGUCUGCCUCAUCGCGCCGCCUCACCGAUCUCUUCUACAACAAGUUAUCCCCGUUGCUGGCCAAGCACAAUAUGCUCGUGACCGAUCCACGUCGCCAGUGGCCAAUCUCCGCCUUGCGUCAAGUUCUUGCCGAGCUCACACAGGAAACUCCCGGAGAUCUGCUUGCCCGCGAGCUCUGGUGCCAGGCUGGCAACUCCGCCGAGUGGCGUCAGUCGGUUCGACGAUAUACCACAUGCAUGGCGGUCAUGUCGGUCAUUGGUUAUGUCAUCGGACUGGGCGAUCGUCAUCUGGACAAUGUGCUCAUCAAUCUCAGCAGCGGCGAUAUCGUUCACAUCGACUACAAUGUCUGCUUCGAAAAAGGACGCAGUCUUCGCAUUCCCGAACGCGUCCCCUUCCGCCUGACCCAGAACAUGGUCCAUGCCUUGGGCAUAACCGGUGUCGAGGGCGCCUUUCGUCUCGGCUGUGAAUAUGUUCUCAAGGUGAUGCGUAAGGAGCGUGAAACAUUGCUCACCCUCUUGGAGGCCUUCGUGUAUGAUCCCCUGGUCGACUGGACGGUUAAUGAUGAUGCCACAGCAUUGCGUCGGGCAAUUAAUGCAAAGCCAUCUGCCUCAGCAUCUGCCUCCAAUGAGAUCAAGUGCCAUAAAAAGGACAAAUCAAAGAAUAAACUACAGGAUUGGGAUGCCAAGAGGCGACACUUUGUGGGCAAAUUGAAGCAAUGCCAGAAGUUUUGGUCGAAAUAUAAACCGGAAAUGCUGACCCAACUGUCGGAUAUGUCGCGAGAGAUUGAGAAGUUGCAACAGAUUCAAGCACAACGUCUGACCACCGAACAGGAGCUGGUGAAUCUGAAUCAACGAAGUGCACUGAUAGCCGAGAUCAAUUCAUUGGGAUCGGCAAUCGAGAGUCACAGCUUCAAUACGGCCUCACCGCGUUAUGCCUCCAAGAGACGCCACACGGAGGCAUUGGCGGGGCAGGCAACAAUGCGGCAAGUGGACUACGAGAUGGUGCAAUGCCUGCUGUCUCGAUAUGACAAGUGUCUGCAGCAACAGCAGCUGGCAGAGUUCAAUGUGAGGUUGAUUCAAUUCAAGCUCGAGGGCAGCAGUUGGCACAAUGAAUAUCUGGCCUUGGUCGAUGUCCUGCAAUUGCAUCUGCCGGCCAAGACUCUGGAGGGAUACGACAGCACGCGCAGUCAAAUUGAUGAGCUGUUUGGACGUCUCAAUGAUCUGGGAUUGCAGUGUGUGGAGCACAUGCUGCAAUAUGCGGCCAUAAUGUCAUAUUAUCCGGAGCAGCGUCAUCGGGAUAAUGUCUAUGUGAGGUUCCACGACAGCUAUGCUGGAUAUCUACAGAAUAUGGACACUAGCAGUUCCUUGAGCUUGACUUCCAUCAAUAAAGAUUGUAAACUGCGUGCAGCCGAGACCUUGGAAUCCGUCUGGAUGGAUCUCAACUGUCAGCUGCAUCAAUUGACUCAACACUUUGCCAACGAUCAGGCCUUGGCCCAAUCCCAUUCUCCCUCGCACUCCCUGCUCGCCGCCAUCGGGCAGAGCAACUGCAGCCAAUCCCAGCUCACUGCCGCCCUUAUUCGCACCCUAGACGGAGCAACCAGUGUCUUCGGCGGCUACGAACAGUCCGCUUUGCAGGCACAGAACCCAAAGUUAAGUCAACAACAAUUGCAAUUCAUUGAACUCGUUCGCUCCAUGUGCCAAGGUGUUGUUGAGCCCCUGGAGCAGGCCAAUAAUCAACUGACACAGCUACAGGAUGCCUUAACUGCUCUUGUCCAGCUGCAGCAUUGCUUUGAGCUUGAAUUGCCCGCCACCAUCUUCCGCCUGCUGCUUCUCGGUCCCAACUUGGAUCACUUGCAGGCACUGCUCCAACUGAGCGCGGAAUCACUGGGAGAUCGAUACAAGCAGUUUGUAAUUAAGCAACAGGAUCAACAGCAGACAACGCCGCUGUCUGUGGAGCAACAGUUUCUGUUAUCCUUGCAAACGGCCUAUGGACAAUUUGAUCAACUCGUCCGGGCUCUGGAGAAGAUUACGCGCAUCAUCAAGGUGAUCAUAGAUGACGAUCCUGAUCAGUCUCAACAAUGCAUGGACUUGAACAUACUGAAGAUGAGCAGGACGCCGCUGAGCGAGAGACAGUUCUUCGAGCUUGUGCUGCAGACGUUGAGGGAGAGCAGAAGCUACGAUGUGCGUCUGAUGGCCAUCCCAGUGCAGGGACUUGUGCAGCGCCUGCAGUCGGACUACAUGGUUGGACUUGUGUCCUUGAUAUCGUUUGCUUACUACACGGGAUGCGGGUUACGCUGUCAGGAUCUGGGAGGCGGUGAGGAUGUGAGUCAACUGUUCGAUGGACUCUUUGCGGCAUUGCAAUCGGAGGCGUCUCUACAGCAGCAACAGUUUGAGAUUGCGUUCCUCACGCAAAAGAUUGAGACACAAACGUUGAUUGCAUCGGCUCAUCAUUGGGCCUAUGGGGAGCUGUUGGACACGGAUUUGCCCUGUGGUCACAUUAUCAGCCGACAGAAGCUCUGCGAAGCGAUCUAUGAGAACUGGCAGACGCUGGACAAGAGCUCCGAGGCGAUGCAACAGUUGCAGCGUCAACUGGAGUCCAAGCUGGAGCAGCUGCAGAGCCAACGCAGCAGUUGGAAUCGCAAUCACAUCGACAGUCUGCUGAGGAACGAGCAACUGCAGCGUCAAUUGACCAGCGAUCAAUUGGAGCUCAUCACUGAGCUGAGCAAAUGCGCCAACGCACUCUGCAGCAUCGAGCAGACGGGUAUGAACAGCCAGGAGCAGCACAAACAGUUGCUCAUCAAUAUGGACCAAUGGAUGGAAGCCCAUUCCCAGUGGCAGGCGAGCAAUGCUCGCAUCAGCGCCGUGGAGCAGGCAAUUGUCCAGCUGCUCGAUCCCGAAGGUGCCAUCGAUCAAUGCUGGCUGACGAAUGUACAAGGAUUGCUCGAGGAUUACACCUGCAAGGUGCAGCGAGAGAUAUCGACGCUGGAGUGCGAGCAGCAAACCCAUCACAGAUUCAUCUGCAGCAUGCUCAAGGAUAUGCAGCGUCAACAGGACAACAUGCCGCGUGUUUAUUUGCGCUCCCUCUGUGCCGAGCAGGAGGAUCAGCAGCAGGAUCAGGGUAAACUGGUGCCAUUGGAUGUGCAGCUGCUCUGUGGCCAUGUGCGUGACUCGCAGCGCACCUUGAUGAACUUCUUCCAGCGUCUGCUGGACAUGCGCAAGGAGCUGAGCAGCGAGCGACGUGCUCUGCAUCCCGAGAUGCUCGCCAAUUGGCAAGAGCAGCUGCAACAGAUUCAGAAAAUUGCCAACCAUGAUGUGGAUGAAUUCUUUCGCAGCGUCGAGGAGUUUCUACAGCAUUCAGCGGACAGUGAUUCGCUGCCCUACGAAACGUUUGCUCACAGCAAAGGUGCUCCCAAUCUGCACGAGCAGAAACGCAAUGCUUAUGGCGUCUCCGUGUGGAAGAAGAUACGCAUGAAAUUGGAGGGACGCGAUCCGGAUAGCAAUCAACGUUGCACCGUUGCCGAGCAGGUUGACUAUGUUAUACGCGAGGCAACCAAUCCGGACAAUUUGGCCGUACUCUAUGAAGGCUGGACGCCGUGGGUCUAAGACGGAACAGACGGUGCCAUUGUGCACAUUGGCAAAACAAAAAAAAGAAAAGGGCAUAGAAAUCCGCAUACAUCGAUCAUUAUGAUGGGGUUAAUUAAAGUGGAUAUCGACUUGGACUAAUUUGCCAUAUAUGUAUAUGUAUGUGGCAAGUCCUCGCCGCGGGAUGGCAACCCGCAUUCCCCCCCACUUACAACCCGCCCCAAAGUAUAGUUGAUUUAAAGACGACAAAACAAAAAAAUAGGAAUUGAAUAUGGAAAGACACAAAGACAAUAUCGUUUCGGUUGCUUUCGAGCUCAAGCAUGAGAGAUGUCAAUGCGUCACGCCCACAACCAUGCCCACAUUUAAUGUAUAUAUGUAUAUGUGUAUGUGUGGGUGUGUGUAUGUGUUGUGGGUGUGUGCGUGUGUGUGUGUUUGUGGAUUGCGUUGUGUGGAAGUGUGCUUCGUCUGCUGCCAACAACGCCUGCUGCACAUGAGGGAAAUGUUAGUUAAAAUCAAAAGAAAUUUAUCAAAGAUAGCAAUUCAACAGGCCUUGGAACAGUUUUAACAGCUUCACGUUACAAAUUUUUAAUUUAUUGUAAUCGAAAAUAUCUUUGUAUCCUUUGUAAUUUUCACUUUUCCAAAAACAAUGAAAAGAAAACAAAAAUGUUGAUGAUAAACAAAAGUCGACCAUCUCCUCCUCAUUUUGUAAUUCGUAUUAAUUUUAAGUUCAAAAUUCUUUUCAUUUAAUUUACAAAUUAUUUGUUAAUAACCAACAAAAAAAAACCCAACCUCUACAUACACAUGUAUAUCCCCUAGACCUACAUAUUAUUAUUAUAUAAUUAAUUAAUCGAUUCACACCCAAAGCGUUAUAUCCAUGAAACAGUCAUUGCAAAAAUGUGCCUUGGGAUUUGAUACGUUAAUUUUACAGCCUUUUAUCAUGGUUUUUUUUUUUUAAUAUUUGUUUUUAAUUUUUUUGCGGUGAUUAAAUGCGAUCUUCAUUUACGAGUAAUAAA